UGUCUGUGCUCACACCCCCUCCGCUCUGUGCAGGUGAGCAGUAUUAGAGGAAGGCUGCAGGAGCAGGUGUGGUCAGUCUGAGGACCGUUAGAGGAGAGAGAACCUGAAGCUCUGCUGGAUCACCGCCACCAUCAUGUCCUGGGAUUACGCUCGGAACGCUGCCAACACCACCAGGAAGAAUGCCAUCAACAACCCGGCCGACAUCUCCGUCAUCGUCCUCUACUUUCUGGUGGUCCUGGCUGUGGGGGUCUGGGCCAUGGUGAGGACCAACCGCUCCACCAUUGGAGGAUUCUUCCUGGCUGGCAGGAACAUGGUUUGGUGGCCGAUUGGAGCAUCUCUGUUCGCCAGUAAUAUCGGAAGUGUUCACUUUGUGGGUCUGGCAGGAACCGGUGCCGCUGCUGGCAUCGCCAUUGGAGGGUUCGAAUGGAAUGCUCUGGUUAUGAUGAUCAUACUAGGAUGGGUCUUUGUUCCAAUCUACAUCAAAUCUGGGGUGGUGACCAUGCCAGAGUAUCUGAAGAAGCGUUUCGGAGGUCAGAGGAUCAGAAUCUAUCUGUCCUUGCUUUCUCUUAUCCUCUACGUCUUCACUAAGAUCUCUGCUGAUAUAUACUCCGGAGCUAUCUUCAUUAAUCAGGCUGUGGAUGUAAACAUUUACCUGGCUGUUGUCCUGCUACUGGUGAUCACAGCUCUCUACACAGUUACAGGUGGCCUCGCUGCAGUCAUUUACACAGACACUCUGCAGACCAUCAUCAUGGUGUUGGGGUCCUUCGUCCUAGUGGGCUUUGCUUUUGAUAAGGUUGGAGGUUAUGAUAAAUUUCAUGAUGCCUACAUGAAUUCCAUCCCGAUGGUGGUGGGUAAUGUUAGUUCUGAGUGUUACACGCCUCGCGCCGACUCCUUCCACAUCUUCAGAGACGCCACCACCGGAGAUCUGCCUUGGCCUGGACUCAUCUUCGGACUCACCAUCCAGGCUGCGUGGUACUGGUGCACUGACCAGGUGAUUGUCCAGAGGUGUUUAUCUGCUAAGAACAUGUCUCAUGUGAAGGCCGGCUGUAUUCUGUGUGGGUACCUGAAGCUCCUUCCCAUGUUCAUCAUGGUGUUUCCUGGCAUGAUCAGCAGAAUUCUCUACCCAGAUGAUGUGGCGUGUGUGGUUCCUGAAAUCUGUAAUGACUUGUGUGGAACUGAGGUGGGCUGCACCAACAUCGCCUACCCCAAACUGGUGAUGGAGAUCUUGCCCAAUGGUCUGAGAGGUUUGAUGCUGUCCGUCAUGCUGGCUUCUCUGAUGAGUUCCCUCACCUCCAUCUUCAACAGCGCCAGCACCCUCUUCACCAUGGACAUCUACACCAAAAUCCGCCAAAAAGCAUCUGAAAAAGAGCUGAUGAUCGCUGGCAGGGUGUUUAUUGUGGUUCUGAUUGGGGUCAGUAUUGCCUGGAUUCCAAUGGUUCAGUCUGCUCAAGGUGGGCAGUUGUUUGAUUACACGCAAUCAGUCACCAGUUAUUUGGCCCCGCCCAUCGCCGCUGUUUUUAUUCUGGCUAUUUUCUGUAAAAGAACCAAUGAACAGGGGGUUUUCUAUGGGAUGCUGUUUGGGUUGGCUGUAGGCCUCUCCAGGAUGAUAGCUGAAUUUGCAUACGGUUCAGGAAGCUGCGCUCAGGUCCCGGACUGUCCGUACAUCAUCUGCGGGAUUCACUACCUUUACUUCGGGAUCAUCCUGUUCGGAAUCUCCUGUAUUGUCAUUCUGGGGAUUUCUCUUCUUACCAAACCAAUCGACGAAAAACACUUGCACAGACUGUGUUGGAGUUUGAGGAACAGCACUGAGGAAAGAGUUGAUAUUGAAGAAGAUGACUGGAACAAAGAAGAAGAAGAAGAAGAGAUCAGCUCGAUGAAGCUAGAAGAACCAGAGCCAGAACCGAGCUGCUGGAGGAAGGUCUACAACGGUUUCUGUGGCUUCGACCAGAAAAAAGCACCAAAACUUACCAAAGAGGAAGAGGCGGAGAUGAAGAAGCAGCUGACGGACACGAGCGAGAAGCCGCUGUGGAGGAAUGUGGUGAACGCCAACGCCAUCAUCCUGCUCGCCGUGUGUGUGUUUUUCCACGGUUUCUUCGGUUAAAAACUCGCCAGUCUCAGUCCAUAUUGAGAUGUAUACAGAAAUAUAUUUAAACACAUAUAUUUUAUAUUUUAAAGGCCAAACUGCUAUGACUUAAUUUAUGAAGUUAUUAAACAUUAGAUUUGAGAAAGUUCA
Messenger RNA from Astyanax mexicanus (Mexican tetra), 2233 nucleotides. RefSeq names its product sodium/glucose cotransporter 1-like. NCBI's taxonomy places the organism in Eukaryota, Metazoa, Chordata, Actinopteri, Characiformes, Acestrorhamphidae. Bases 134 to 2101 code for a protein of 655 amino acids. The record is from RefSeq and is a predicted model, not a curated record. Gene Ontology annotation, cellular component: plasma membrane. The transcript has 15 exons. Gene Ontology annotation, molecular function: D-glucose:sodium symporter activity. Gene Ontology annotation, biological process: sodium ion transport; transmembrane transport.